Molecule: messenger RNA, 1575 nt
Organism: Penicillium waksmanii
Lineage: Eukaryota; Fungi; Ascomycota; Eurotiomycetes; Eurotiales; Aspergillaceae
Product: IMP dehydrogenase/GMP reductase
Exons: 3
Coding region: 1-1575 (524 amino acids)
Biological process (GO): GTP biosynthetic process
Cellular component (GO): cytoplasm
Molecular function (GO): IMP dehydrogenase activity
Source: RefSeq, a predicted model, not a curated record
AUGCCCGAAAUACAAGACUACACAAAAGCAUUCGAUGUCCUUGCAGAAUAUAGUUCUGGGGACGGUUUGCAUAUCGACUCGCUGCUCGACUCAGACAAACAUGGCGCGUUGACGUACAACGACUUUCUCAUUUUGCCAGGAUCUAUCACUUUCUCAGCACAAGAUGUCACCUUGGAUACCAAGGUUACGAGACGAUUCACCCUCAAAGCUCCUCUCCUCUCCUCUCCCAUGGACACCGUGACCGAACACAACAUGGCUAUCCACAUGGCUCUCCUGGGUGGUCUUGGUGUUAUCCACAAUAAUUGCACCGCCGAAGAACAGGCUGAGAUGGUGAAAAAAGUGAAGCGCUAUGAAAAUGGCUUUAUCCAAGACCCCGUUGUUCUGUCUCCGAAAGCAACCGUCGGGGAUGCAAAGCAAUUGAAAGAGAAGUGGGGGUUUGGUGGUUUCCCUGUUACUGAAAAUGGGACACUCCACUCCAAGCUCCUCGGCAUAAUCACUAGCCGGGAUAUUCAGUUUCACGACCAGCCGAAUGACUCAGUCUCUGCCGUCAUGUCGACAAAUCUCGUCACUGCACCGGCGGGGACAACACUUUCCCAAGCCAACGAGGUUCUUAGAAAAUCAAAGAAGGGGAAGCUGCCAGUCGUGAAUGAAGACGGAGCGCUAAUUUCGUUGCUUUCUCGAUCGGAUUUGAUGAAAAACAUUCACUAUCCUCUAGCAUCAAAACUCGAAUCUAAACAGCUACUUUGUGCAGCAGCCAUCAGCACCCACGAGGCAGACAAGGAUCGACUACAAAAGAUGGUCGAUGCCGGGCUGGAUAUUGUUGUCGUGGAUAGCAGCCAAGGAAAUAGCAUGUACCAGAUCGCCAUGAUCAAAUACAUCAAACAGAACCUCCCCCAAAUCGACGUUAUAGCGGGAAAUAUUGUUACCCGAGAACAAGCUGCAGCACUCAUUGCCGCCGGUGCUGACGGUCUCAGAAUCGGCAUGGGCAGUGGCAGCGCGUGCAUCACGCAGGAAGUUAUGGCCGUCGGUCGCCCUCAAGCUGCAGCAGUACGCAGUGUAUGCUCAUUUGCUGCGCGGUUCGGUAUCCCUUGUAUUGCAGAUGGUGGAGUUCAAAAUCUUGGCCAUAUUGUAAAGGGACUUGCGCUUGGAGCCUCGACGGUGAUGAUGGGAGGCCUGCUUGCAGGAACUACUGAAUCUCCCGGUGACUACUUCGUGAGCAAAGAAGGACAAUUAGUCAAAGCUUACCGGGGAAUGGGAAGCAUCGCAGUCAUGGAAGAUAAAGGGGAAAGUGCCGGCAAUGCUGGUGCGUCCCGUUACUUUUCGGAAAAUGACAAGGUCAAGGUUGCGCAAGGUGUUGCGGGCUCGGUUGUUGAUCGUGGCUCUAUUACCAAGUUUGUCCCUUACCUUGUGACUGGUAUACAACACUCUCUUCAGGAUAUUGGAGUCCGAAGUCUUGAUGCCUUACGCGACGAGGUUGACAAUGGACUCGUUCGGUUUGAGAUGAGAAGCGGGAGCGCACAGGCCGAGGGAAACGUGAAUGGUUUGCACACCCAUGAAAAGAAGCUAUAUGUUUGA